AUGUCGCUGAGCCCCAAGCACACGACGCCCUUCUCGGUCACCGACAUCCUCAGCCCCAUGGAGGAGAGCUACAAGAAGUUCGGCGGCAUGGACGGGGCGGGCGGGCUGGGCGCGCCCCUCGGGCCCUACCGCCAGCCGCCCGUGCCCCCCCCCGCCGCCGCCGCCGCCGCCGUGCCCCAGCACGUCGUGGCGGGCCCCACCGGGGCGGCCGCCUACCACAUGCCCCACGGCGUGUCCCAGUUCCCGCACGGCGCCGUCGGGGGCUACUGCAACGGCGGGUUGGGCAACAUGGGCGAGCUGCCCGCCUACCCCGAGGGGAUGCGGAGCGGCGCGGCGGCGGGCGGCGGCUGGUACGGGGCCGGCGGCGACCCCCGCUACUCCAGCAUCUCCAGGUUCAUGGGCCCGUCGGCAGGGAUGAACGUGGCCGGGAUGGGCGGCCUGAGCGGCAUCGCCGAGGGCGCCAAGGCCAUCGUGCCGCUCCACGCGGCCCCGCGGAGGAAGAGGAGGGUGCUCUUCUCCCAGGCGCAGGUCUACGAGCUGGAGCGGCGCUUCAAGCAGCAGAAGUACCUGUCGGCGCCGGAGCGGGAGCACCUGGCCAGCCUGAUCCACCUCACCCCCACCCAGGUGAAGAUCUGGUUCCAGAACCACCGCUACAAGAUGAAGCGCCAGGCCAAGGACAAGGCGGCCGCCCAGCAGCUGCACCCCGACGGCGGCCUCUGCCAGCAGCACUCGCCGCGCCGCGUCGCCGUGCCCGUGCUGGUGAAGGACGGCAAGCCCUGCCCGCCGCCGGGCAGCGGCACCCCGGCCCCCGGGCAGCCCGCCGCCCCCCCGCCGCCCCCCGCCGCCCCCGCGGCCGACCUGGAGGAGCUCUCGCCCAGCCCGCCGGCCCUGCACGGCCCGGUCCCCCCCCUGGCCCCCAUGGACUCGGCCGGCGUCGACUACAACGGCGGCAUGGUCAGCCCCAACCUGCUCUACGGCAGGACGUGGUAAUCCGUGGGCGUGGGGGUGUGUGUGUGUCCCGUGUGUCCCCCCCCAGCCCUCCGGGACAGGACCCUCCCGGCCCCGACGGCCGCGCCGGCCCGGCCCGGCGCCUGCUGGGAGCCCAGACGGCUGCCCGUGGGCCACCGCCUCCUCCGCGCCCCCACCCCGCCCGCGCCCUCCGGCUUCGCUUCGGGUUAUUUUGCCUUUUUUUUUUUUUUUUUCUUUUUCUUUUUUUUUAACUUUCCGCGGUUUUGGAAACUUGGACCCGAAGGCAGAGCCGCAGCGGGGCGGGCGCGCAGACUCGUGGGCGCUGGGCUGCGGGCCUUGGUCUGCGCGGCUGCUUGCGGGUGUCCGUGGGUGUGUG
Messenger RNA from Phalacrocorax carbo (great cormorant), 1345 nucleotides. NCBI's taxonomy places the organism in Eukaryota, Metazoa, Chordata, Aves, Suliformes, Phalacrocoracidae. The record is from RefSeq and is a predicted model, not a curated record.